Messenger RNA from Marchantia polymorpha subsp. ruderalis, 1656 nucleotides. The record is from the annotation of a GenBank genome assembly. NCBI's taxonomy places the organism in Eukaryota, Viridiplantae, Streptophyta, Marchantiopsida, Marchantiales, Marchantiaceae.
UCGCGAGGAAGGGUUGUCGUCACUCCCCAGCCCUGGGACUUCACCCUGGGCUCAAUUUCGCGAUAUUCGUCGAAUCUCCUGCUGUCGUGACCCAACCCAUCCCAUCCCAUUGGGCUCAGCUCAGAGCCCAGCAGCUGAGUACGAGUUCGCAGCCUGACACUGCUCCGGUGCCACCGGCGCUCGAAGCCGCAUUCUCUUUCUCCAUUCCCGAAGACGAUCAAUUCAUUUUUUUAGUGCUCGCAGCUGAGCAGAGCAUCUUACCAACUUUGGCUGUCUCGAGGCCUGGGAUUCGUGCGCUGCGGGUCGUUAACCAUGGUGGGAUCCCGGUGUGUACUGGCCAUGUCUGGCCUUGGUCUGGAUUUGUGCUCUCCGAUCAGGAACCCGACCAUAUCCGCUCAUUUGGAUUCGAGCUCCUGCAAUACCAGGAACGUUUCCUGCAAGUAUUCUGUGGCUCCACAGAAACAACCCUCUAACACAGUGGACGAUGGGAAAAAUGAGAGCAGUGGGUUUUCUCCCAUGAGCAUAGGUUCUGCAGCGGUCAAUGCGUUAUUUUCGUACGAACCUUUUUUCAAAUUUGCAGCAGGCCAGGCAAGAAGUAUGAUCAUUGAAAGGGGUACAGAAAUUGGGCAUCCUUGGGCCCCGGAGCUUGCGAAACUUCGCACCCAUGAUUGGUCUGAGGAACUGAAAAAGGCUCAAAAUAAGCAAGUGGAAUACCCAUCGUACUAUUUGAAGCCCUUCCAUGCCUAUGAAUAUGGAAACUUGUCAUGGGAUGCCGCCUGGGAGGUGGAGCUCGCAGCAAAAUCGGUCCAUGCCAACAUUUUUGAUCCUGAGAAACAAAAGCUGGAUCCAAAUGGAGAUGCAGAAUUGAGGAACUCUUAUCACAGGACGAUGGUACCCAUGCUGAAAACUACUCCUCACGCUAUUGUGGAUCUUGGUUGUGCAACGGGGCUCAGCACGUACGGACUUCAUGAGGUUUUCCCCAAUGCGCUCACUGUUGGGGUAGAUCUGUCACCAUAUUUCAUUUCUGUCGCCAACUUUCGUCAAAAACAAAGGAGUCCGAGCAAGUCAGUACAAUUUCUCCAUGGAGCAGCAGAGUACACCGGAUUACCAUCAGGCGCUUAUGACCUAGUCUCUCUUUGUCUAGUGUGUCAUGAACUUCCACGCACAGCCACCAAGCAGAUAAUUGAAGAAGCACAUCGACUUUUGAAGCCGGGAGGUGCUCUUGCCAUUAUGGAAAUGAACCCCUACAGCCCUCUUCUUCAGAAAAUGGUCACCAAUAUCUUCGCCUUCACAGCCUUCAAAGCGACAGAACCCUACUUCGAUGAUUACAGAACGUUCGGAAUAGAGAGAGCUAUCGAAGAGAGGGGCUUCUCUUUUCCAACUCAAACAGAAUGUUCACCGAGGCAUAGAACAAUUGUAGCCCACAAGAAGUAGUUUACCCGUUAGACAGACUUUGUGUUCGAUAUAGCUAGAUCCUUAAUUGUACAAAAAUGAACACAAUUAUUUGAACAAAAUUCAAUCCAUCCUCUUACUGGUUUGGAGAAUCUCAUCCUAUGAGAAAGAAGACGUCUGAUCAUGAAAGUCGGAAAUUUCUCGCGAAUAACUGCCCUACUGUUGUUAAUGUUUCGCAUAGUUCUGUAUUAUUUUUAUAGAUAC